AUGAGUUCAAACAAUUGCCGACAAAUUCCCUUUAGUUUUGUCAUAAUAAUGCUAGGAAGAAAAAAGGAUACCAAAAGUGGGUUAUUUUGUUGGUGUCUCUCAUCAUAUGCAUCUGAAAUUCACAGUUAUCUAAAAAAAAAAGAAAUAAAUGUUAGAAGAAUUCAUUUUCGAUCUCCUCAGUUAAAGUUUAGACCCGGACUAAUAGAUUGGAUAAGAUCCCUUUCUGUCAAAAUGAAGUUUACUACGCUGACUGUUCACUUAGGAGUACGUCUAAUAGAUGUUUUUAUGGAUAGUCAUAAUAUUAAACAAAGCCGUCUUCCUUCUAUAUGCUUGAUUUGCCUUUUAAUUGCUGCAAAAUUUGAAGAAGAAGAUUCCAUGAUUCCAAAAUUAACAGACCUCCCAUCGUUUGUUAAUGAUGAAACAACCAAGGAAGAUUUUGUGUACCUUGAAUUUUAUGUACUUGAAUCAUUUAAUUGGUUUGUAGGAUUCGCUACUGCUGCACAUUUUGCAGAAUACUAUUCUUUGUUUGCUGUAGUGAAGGGUGAUUCAGAUCAUUUUGAAACUUCACAUCGUCAUUUACAAGAUUUAGUGCAAUCAAGCAUGAAGGAUUUUUUAGACAUUUCUCUAACAGAAGUUUACAUGCAUGAGUUUGUUUCCUCACAAGUUGCAGCUGCAUGCUUAUUGGCAGCUCGUUUAGAACAUGGAGUAAUACCAGUUUGGCCCAAAGUUAUUGCUAACAUAACUGGAUAUACACUCUCUGAUCUUCAAGAAUGUCUUGAUUUACUUAUUGAAGCUAAUGUGAAUUACUCAUCCAAACGUUUUGAAGACUCCCGCUCUGAGUCUGGUUAUGAAUCCUGUAGUCCAGAAAAUCUAUUCAAAAAAAGAAAAUUGGAUAUUAGUUAG
Messenger RNA from Nezara viridula (southern green stink bug), 903 nucleotides. Lineage: Eukaryota; Metazoa; Arthropoda; Insecta; Hemiptera; Pentatomidae. The record is from the annotation of a GenBank genome assembly.